Messenger RNA from Calypte anna (Anna's hummingbird), 3528 nucleotides. It is a transcript of the gene UVRAG, whose product is annotated as UV radiation resistance associated. Gene Ontology annotation, biological process: SNARE complex assembly. The record is from RefSeq and is a predicted model, not a curated record. Bases 197 to 2251 code for a protein of 684 amino acids. Gene Ontology annotation, cellular component: endosome; lytic vacuole. Gene Ontology annotation, molecular function: SNARE binding. NCBI's taxonomy places the organism in Eukaryota, Metazoa, Chordata, Aves, Apodiformes, Trochilidae. The transcript is spliced from 15 exons.
GGAAGCUCCUUCCCGCCCGCCCCCUCAGCACUGCGGUAAUAUGGCUCCGUAGCCAGCGGCCCGGGCCGGUGCUGCUGCCGCCAUUAACCCCUGGCUGCCCGGCGGUGGCGGCGGCGGCGGCCGAGGCGGGGGAGCGACCCGUGGGGCUCAUGUGCAGGCGCUGCCGCCGUUCCCCGGCCGUUGCCCUCCCGUGAGGAUGAGCUCGGCCGCCGGUCCCGCCGCCUUACCCCCGGGCUCCGCCACCCGGGCCUUGCAUGUGGAGCUGCCCUCGCAGCAGCGCCGGCUUCGUCACCUUCGGAACAUCGCUGCCAGGAACAUUAUCAACAAGAAUGGUUAUCGCCUCUUGGACACCUACUUCACUCUUCACUUGUGUGAUAACACCAAGAUAUACAAAGAAUUCUAUAAGAGUGAGGUGAUCAAGAAUUCACUGAAUCCAACUUGGAGGAGUCUGGACUUUGGAAUAAUGCCUGAUCGUCUCGAUACCUCUGUCUCCUGUUUUGUUGUGAGGAUCUGGGGUGGCAAGAAGGAGCACUUUCAGCUUUUGAUUGAGUGGAAAGUCAAUCUAGAUGGGUUAAAGUACUUGGGCCAGCAGAUACAUGCAAGAAACCCAAAUGAGAUUAUUUUUGGUCUCAAUGAUGGUUAUUAUGGAGCUUCAUUUGAACAGAAGGAUCACUCAGGUACCCUGAAGAACAGUCUUCUCCAGGUGGAUCAGAACUGUGUUCGUAACUCUUAUGAUGUUUUCUCUUUGCUUAGGCUUCACAGAGCCCAAUGUGCAAUUAAACAGACUCAGGUAACUGUUCAGAAGAUAGGAAGGGAGAUUGAAGAAAAGCUGAGAUGUACAUCUACAAGCAAUGAACUGAAAAAGGAGAGUGAAUGUUUACAGCUGAAGAUCCUGGUGCUACGUAAUGAACUGGAGAGGCAGAAGAAGGCCCUUGGUCAAGAAGUAGCCUUGUUGCAAAAGGAAAAAAAUACUUUACAUGACAGAGAAAAUGCAUUUGAGGCUGAACACCAGAAACUUCAAGAACAUAAUGAAUCCCUGAAUGAGUUAAGAAAGGAAUGCACUGCUAAGAGAGAACUGUUUUUGAAGACGAAUGCCCAGCAGACUAUUCGAUGCAAGCAGUUGCUGUCAGAGCUAUCCUAUAUCUACCCUAUUGAUCUGAAUGAUCAAAAGGAUUACUUUGUUUGUGGAGUCAAGCUUCCUAAUUCUGAAGACUUUCAAGCAAAAGAUGAUGGAAGCAUUGCUGUUGCCCUGGGCUACACCGCUCACUUGGUUUCGAUGAUAUCCUACUUCUUACAAGUGCCACUCAGGUAUCCCAUAAUUCACAAGGGCUCCAGGUCUACAAUCAAAGAUAAUAUCAAUGACAAACUGACAGAAAAAGAGAGAGAAUUUCCUUUAUAUCCAAAAGGAGGGGAGAAGCUUCAGUUUGAAUAUGGAGUGUAUCUUCUUAACAAAAAUAUAGCACAGCUUAGAUAUCAACAUGGGCUGAGUACUCCAGACCUAAGGCAAACUCUUCCUAACCUGAAAAACUUUAUGGAACUUGGACUAAUGGUUAGAUGUGAUCGACACCAUACAUCCAGUGCAAUUCCUGUUCCAAAGAGACAGAGCUCGAGCUUUGGCAGAUUGGAUAUUGGCUUUUCCAGUGGGCUUCCCUCUCCGGAUAAAGGACUCCGAAAACGAGCCAGCACAGCAAACGAAAGACUCCAGUACAAAACUCCUCCUCCCAGUUACAACUCUGCUGUUACACAGCCUGUUGCCAUCACAGCCCACAUUGAGAAAAAGCCUGGAUCAAUAUCUUCCUCCUUGGAUACCUCGAUGGACUCCUCGAAAGAAAAUCCCAAGAAAGGCGAGGACUCCUGCGGCAGUUUCAACGGAGAAAACGGGAAUUUCAGCAGCACCCAAAACCAUCAGGAGCCUCUCCAAGGACAUCCAAGUGCAAUAAAUGGGGCCUUGCUCCCUGGUGAGUCCUCUGCCACUGCAAGCAACCAACAACCCUGCGAGUUCCCUCCCUCCCUCGGUCCCGUCCUUUGCUGCACCGUGGAGCAAGCAGAGGAGAUCAUGGGGCUGGAAGCGACAGGGUUCAGCACAGGAGAUCAGCUGGAAGACUUUAACUCCAUCCCGGUGGAACACGCCGUGGCUGUGGAGUGUGAUGAACAAGUCCUGGGAGAGUUUGAGGAGUUCUCCAGAAGGAUCUAUGCACUGAAUGAAAACAUGUCCAGUUUCCGCAGACCACGGAAAAGUUCGGACAAGUGAGCUUGGAGGGGGAUUUGGUAGCAGGCAUUGAGGUGAAAUCUGGAAUAGAGAUAAAAUUGCACUUAUUCUUUAUAUUAAUUAUAAAAAAAAAAAAAAAAAGAAAAAAAAAGAAAUUUAAAAAAGUUAAGCUAUGAGUGUUAGACAAACGGACUUGAGCACAAUAACACAGGAUCAUGGUAUGUUCACGGCCCAGGUAAAGUUUAAUUCUGCUUCUGAUCCUCUUAGGUCUGGUAUUUAUAAUCUGUUGGGAUAUUUUUAUUUUUUUUUUUCAGGCAUUGGAAUCCAUUUAUUUCCUGGAAACAACUUCUAGUGCUGAUCUGGCCUUUCUACAAAUAUUUGUUAAUUUCUUAAUUAUUCUUUAGAGUUAAAUUUAUUUUAAUCUUUUCAGGAGAUUAAAAAAACCAAAAAGAAUAUAAUUUAAAAAUACAUUUAUGGUAAGACCUCCUUUACCUUUUCCCAUGUACUCCUGUGUUCUCUUGAGCAAUGCAGUCUGUUACAGAAAUACCAUAAAUUUGUUAUAAUUGAACAGCUUUCUCUUGGCUGUGUUCUGUAGCCUUUGAAGUUCUGGUUUGCACUGAUGAGUCUUCAGUUGGUGGUGUAAACAGAGAAUGAGCACCUGAGUGAUACCUGCAGUUUUCUUGCACCUGAUUAAUCAGAAAUGACAUUUUUGCCUCCCUCCUUUCUUCCAUACUGUUCCUACCAGUAGAAGCCUUGAGAAAUAAAUCCCCCAUAAGGUUUCUUACAAAAAAAACCAUCUCAGCCUGACCAUCCCCUGCUACACCUGGGCACAGAACUCAGCAGUAGAGACUGGUGCUACCUAAGCUGCCACCCUCUGAGGUGUCUUAAUGGGAACCAUGUGCUGUGAAGAUCUUCACAGACAUCUUGGUAUAAAAAAAAAAAACCCAGACUGAAAACACAGCACUUAGAAAUUAAGCAAAUUUGUGAAAUUGCUCCACUCUCUGUAGAAAGGAGGCACUUAACAUUCAUCACCUAAAUUAAUAUCCUUUUAACCAGCUGUGCUGUAAAGGAAGAUAUUUCCAGCAGUUGGCCCAAGGUGUGGUUUGUUCUUAGGUAGGUGACCACUGGCACAAUGUGUCCAGCUGCACUAAGGGGAAAGCAGUUUGCAGCCUGCUUUGUAAUUCCUGGUAUUUUUUUUUUUUUCAGUUUGGAAUUUCAUUGCUCUUGCUUUCUCUAUUGUAUACCCAAGAAUUUGGGCUCAGUUGUGGGCUCUCAAAUAUCAAAAUAUAUUUAGCAGAAUAAAAAAACACUUCACCAUG